AUGAAGCUCAACUCGGCCAUCGCUGCCGCCCUUCUGGCUGGUGGCGCCUACGCCGUCGAGGUUGUUGCCGACGAUGCUACCAAAGCUUCGUCCGCUGUUGCCGCUGAACUGCCCACCUUCACUCCCACCACCCUGAAGGCUCCUUUCCUGGAGCAGUUCACCGAUGACUGGGAGGCACGAUGGAAGCCCUCUCAUGCCAAGAAGGAUAUGAAGGGCGCCACUAACGAGGAAGAGGAGUGGGCAUACGUUGGCGAGUGGUCCGUAGAGGAGCCGUACCAAUUCAAGGGUAUGGAGGGUGAUAAGGGUCUUGUUGUCAAGAACCCCGCCGCCCACCACGCCAUCUCGGCCAAGUUCCCCAAGAAGAUUGAUAACAAGGGCAAGACCCUUGUUGUCCAAUACGAAGUCAAGCUCCAGAAGGGUCUUGAGUGUGGUGGUGCCUACCUGAAGCUUCUCCGUGACACCAAGGCUCUUCACCAGGAGGAGUUUGCCAACUCGUCUCCCUAUGUUAUCAUGUUCGGACCUGACAAGUGCGGCCACACCAACAAGGUCCACUUUAUCUUCAACCACAAGAACCCCAAGACCGGCGAGUACGAGGAGAAGCACCUGUCUGCUCCUCCCUCGGCCAGCAUUACGAAGACCACCGAGCUCUACACCUUGAUCGUCCAGCCCAACAACACAUUCACCAUCCAGAAGGGUGGCGAGAACGUCCGUGAGGGCAGCCUCCUCGAGGAGUUCACCCCAUCGGUCAACCCUGAGAAGGAGAUUGACGACGCCAAGGACACCAAGCCUGAGGACUGGGUUGAUGAGGCCCGUAUUGCCGACCCUGAGGCCACGAAGCCCGAGGACUGGGAUGAGGAUGCGCCAUACGAGAUCGUUGACGAGGAGGCCACCAUGCCCGAGGACUGGCUCGAGAGCGAGCCCCUCACUGUUCCGGACCCCGAGGCUCAGAAGCCCGAGGACUGGGAUGACGAGGAGGACGGUGACUGGAUCCCACCCACUGUUCCUAACCCCAAGUGUGCCGAUGCCUCUGGAUGUGGCCCCUGGACCAAGCCCAUGACCAAGAACCCCGCGUACAAGGGCAAGUGGACUGCGCCGUACAUUGACAACCCGGCCUACAAGGGCGUCUGGGCUCCUCGCAAGAUCAAGAACCCCGACUACUUUGAGGACAAGACCCCCGCCAACUUUGAGCCCAUGGGUGCCAUUGGUUUCGAGCUUUGGACCAUGCAAAAUGAUAUCCUGUUCGACAACAUCUACAUUGGUCACUCUGUUGAGGACGCCAAGAAGCUUGCCGACGAGACUUUCUUCAAGAAGAUCCCCGUCGAGAAGCAGGUCGAGGAGGCUGAGAAGCCUAAGAAGGAGGACAAGCCCAAGUCUCCCUCCGACUUGAAGUUCUUUGAUGACCCUGUGUUCUACGUCAAGGAGAAGCUUGACCUGUUCAUGACCAUUGCCGCCAACGACCCCAUCGAGGCUAUGAAGUUCGUUCCCGAGGUCCCGACUGCCAUUGGUGGUCUCCUGGUUACCAUUGUGGCUCUUAUCGGUCUCUUCACCAUGGGAGGCAGCGCCCCAGAGUCUGUCAAGAAGGCUGCUGUCGAUGCCAAGGAGAAGGCCAAGGAUGGCAAGGACAAGGCUGCCGAGGCUGUCGCCACGGGAGCUGAGAACGUCAAGGCUGAGCUUAACAAGCGCACCACACGAAGCCAGUCGUAA
This is a messenger RNA of Anthostomella pinea, 1704 nucleotides long. Lineage: Eukaryota; Fungi; Ascomycota; Sordariomycetes; Xylariales; Xylariaceae. The record is from the annotation of a GenBank genome assembly.